GACACCGGAGCUGCAAGAGGGAAAAGGAGAAGCAAUAACGGCAAUCCGGAACACUACCGUGGCACUACCACAACCACCAUAGCUGUCACAGCUGCAAUCACGCCGCCGCCCUCGCCGCUGCCGCGCCGGGAGCCUCCCCCCAACCGCCAUGGGAACCCCGCAUCAGUCGCUCCUUAAACUGUUUCAUCCGUGGGCCAUGUCGUGAUACGUGAGCUCCGCUAGCGGGUUUUUGUGAUCCGUGAUCCCAAUCGAGGGGAAGAAAGAGGAGCGUGGUGGUGGUGGUGGGCAAGAUGUUCGCUUCACUAGGCCCUCGGGGUCCACCCGUCGCUCAGGCCAUCCCAGAACCGGACUUGAGCCACUUGACUGAGGAGGAGAGGAAGAUCAUCAUGGCAGUACUGGCUCGGCAACGGGAGGAAGAAGCAAAGGAGGAGGCCAUGUUAAAAGAAGAGAAGCCUAUCCAAGCGAGAACAGUAAACUUGGUUGGGCAGAAAAAAACACCGCAGCAAAACGAUGUCCGGGGGAUCCAGCAGCAGCUUUCCAGCUACAGGGAGACGGUGAUCAGGCAGGCUGCAGCUGCAGCAGGCUCAGCAGUUCACCGAGAUGAUGCCCCAACCUGCGGCAUCUGCCAGAAGACCAAAUUUGCAGAUGGUUGUGGGAACUUGUGCUCAUAUUGCCAGACCAAGUUCUGUGCCCGUUGCGGAGGGAGGGUGUCCCUUCGAUCCAAUACGGAGGACAAAGUGGUCAUCUGGGUUUGUAAUAACUGCCGAAAACAACAAGAGAUACUGACCAAGCCAGGGGAAUGGUUCAUCAGUUCAUCAGGAAAGCCCACUGGUCUAGGUUCAGCAAUCAGUGAGCCAUCUGUGUGCCAAACCACUGGUAAUAAGAAGCUCCGAUCUCACUCCCAAGCCCCUCCUGGCUCCACAACAUCCUUCGACCCCAACACAGCCACUGCACCUGGGAGCACAGCUGGAACAGACAUCCGGUCACGAAGUGAACCACCAAGAGACACGAGAAAUGGAAGAGGCGCUGGAGGAACUGGAACUGGAGAGCGCAGGUCAGGUCAACCCGUGUUGCAGACACAGGUUUCCAUGGAUCGAGACCUGCGUGGUGAAUCCAGGGAACACAGGGGUAGCCGCCGAGUCACAAAAGGACGUUCUUUAGAGAUUGAUCCAGUGGGAGGAAGUAGUGGGGUGAAAAGGACACAAGAGGGGGGCUACCCGCACAUGGCCCACAGUGGUCAAGCAGGGCCAGUACCAUCUGGAAGCCGGGACCAUUUUGUGAAAGUGCAAGGCUGUGCAACUGGAAUGAUGCUGGAGGUGAGGGAUGCUGUAAUGUCUGGACAAAGUACUGUUGGUGGACUGUGUGAACACACCCUUGAGCAACAAGACCCCUCCCCUCACUUCAGAGAACCUCUGAGCUCAGGGCCUGGAUCAGCCCCUGGUCAGGGGCCCGUAGUGAGACGAACCAAAAGGAACAAGACUGACACCAUGUUACGCAAUGAUUCACUCAGCUCAGAUCAAUCCGAGUCCUUGCGUCCACCACCACCCAGACCCUACAAAUCAAAGCGAGGGCCUGGGGCAGGAGGCAAGAGGCAGACCAGUGUCAGCAGUUCAGAGGAGGAGUGUGGGACCACGCCUGAAUACAGUAGUUGUGAAGAUGCUGAAAUCGAAAGUGUUAGUGAGAGAGGCGACUGGGAGUGCUACCCUCAUGAUCCCACUGUAUGGCACCAUCCUGUAACCUGGCAACCGUCCAAAGAGGGUGACCAUCUGAUUGGCAGAAUCACCCUCAGUAAAAGGAGCACAACCAUGCCAAAAGAAGCCGGGGCUCUACUUGGGUUGAAGGUGGUCGGAGGGAGAAUAACGGAGUCAGGGAGAUUAGGUGCCUUCAUCACCAAGGUCAAGAAAGGCAGCCUGGCCGAUGUUGUUGGACAUCUGAGAGCAGGGGAUGAAGUUUUGCAAUGGAAUGGGAAACUCUUACCAGGGGCCACCAUGAAAGAAGUUUACAACAUCAUCCUUGAAUCUCAAGCUGAGCCCCAAGUCGAGCUCGUUGUAUCCAGGCCAAUUGGUGAUAUCCCAAGAAUCCCAGACACAUCCCAUCCUCCAUUAGAAUCCACAGGUUCGAGUUCAUUUGAGUCCCAGAAGAUGGAGAGACCAUCUGUAAAUCUCUUAUCUCCCAGCAGUCCAAGAAUGAUUCUUGACGCUCCACAACUAAUGCCAGGAAAACUUUCUGUGAAGCUGUGGUACGACAAAGCAGGACACCAACUAAUAGUCAACGUGCUUCAGGCGAUCGAACUCUCUCUACGGCCCGAUGGCCGACCCAGAAGCCCAUACGUUAAAAUGUACUUCCUUCCUGAUCGCAGUGACAAGAGUAAACGCAGGACAAAAGCAGUGAAGAAGACCUGUGAACCCAAAUGGAAUCAAACCUUCCUCUACACUCACAUCCAUCGUAGGGAUUUUCGCAACCAUAUGCUGGAGCUGACAGUGUGGGACCAGCCCAGGUCACCAGAGGAAGACAGCGUCUUUAUGGGAGAAAUCCUUAUCGAGCUGGAGACGGCCUUACUGGAUGACAAGCCACACUGGUAUCCCCUCCAAACGCAUGACGUCUCCUCCAUACCGCUCCCCCGACCUUCUCCGUAUCUGCCUCGCCGACACAUACACACAAACAACCCUGGCAGGAAGCUGCAGCGUUCACAGCGCGUAACAGAGCCUGAAUUUGAGGGUACAGCUGUAGUUUCUAAAGCAGAGGGACGUGGCAGGGAGCGACAACGAGAGCCCACGGCCACCCUGGAGGUGCCUGAGCACCAGAGGACACUCUCGCAUCAUAUACGUUCUCGCUCAGUAUCCCCCCACCGUGAGGACCAGGGAUCUAUGCGGUCUCGACCAGCCAAUGUUCCUGCACAGAGGAGUCUAGACGAUGAGCUUUCGCACUCUAGGCGUUCUCGUUCUCCGCCCCGCUACUAUGACUCUGCAAGAGGUCGCCACAAAGAUCAGGAAUACCUGGAUGACAGUGAGGUCAUCAUGAUCCACCAAUCAAUGCGAGGCAAAAGUACUGAGUGCAUCCACUUCAGUGAUCUUCAGCCUUCUCUGGACAGGGUUAGGAGUGCUAGCACCAACUGUCUGACUCCAGAUAAUCAUGCCCCCACACCUGAGUUGCAAAGAAAAUCAUUGUACCAUUCCUUGCCAAGAAGACGUCCUCCCAGUCCCAGGAUUUUUAUCCAACACGCUUCCCCUGAAGAUGACAGGGGCCAACACCAAGGUGUUCCACCAAUUUCCUCAUCAGUGACAUCCUCCUCAUCUCGCAAAGUGAGGCAGCUCCCCCAACUUCCCCCAAAGAGCAACAGUGUAGAACAAGCCCUGGUAGCAGAAGAGCGUGUCCGUCAACUCCAAAUUAGAGUUCAUUCAAACCGGAUGUCAGCUGCCAAUAACUCCAGCCAGCAGGACCUGGAUAGAGCCCUCAAGAACAAACGGGAGCUCUUCAAAGACCACAGGACGAGCUGUGAGAAUGCUUCCCAUAAGUCCUCAGACAGUGAUGUCAGCGAUGUAUCAGCCAUCUCUCGAACCAGCAGUGCCUCUCGGAUCAGUAGCACCAGCUACAUGUCCAUCCAGUCAGAAAGACCCAGAGGACGCUUCAGUCGAGCCAUGCGUGCGACGGGCCGCCACAUGAUGAAGAGCACCAGUGUGAGUGGUGAAAUCUAUGGCAUGGAGCAUGCAGAUGGCAGCCAAUCAGACACCGCCCUCGGAAACUUGGGAAGUGGGAUCAAAAAGCGUCGCUCAAGCCUCAGCCAACGUGUUGUUUCCAUCCUGCCAUCGAGGCGGAGUCGGAGUACCUCGCAGCUCAGCCAGACAGAGGCGGCUGGUAAGGCGGUGGACAGACAGAAAGAGGCAACAGCAGGUAAGAAGGUGGCUAAGGCUUGCAGCACCAGUAUCCAAAGGAGCGUAGAGACGGGCAUGGCAGUGGAGUACCCACGGGGAGGGUCAGCUAUGAACCGUCAGGCUAGUAGAGAAUCGACUGAUGGAAGCAUGAACAGCUACAGCUCUGAGGGAAAUCUUAUCUUCUCAGGAAUGAGGUUGGGUGCUGACAGUCAGUUCAGUGACUUCCUGGAUGGUUUAGGACCCGGUCAGCUGGUUGGCCGGCAAACACUGGCAACACCUGCAAUAGGGGAUGUUCAAAUUGGUUUGAUGGAUAAGAAAGGACAGUUAGAGGUGGAGGUGAUCAGGGCACGAGGCCUUACCCCCAAAUCAGGCUCCAAAUCCCUCCCAGCUCCCUAUGUCAAGGUGUACCUGCUGGAUAACGGAACAUGUAAAGCCAAAAAGAAAACUAAGAUUGCACGAAAGACCCUCGAGCCUCUGUACCAGCAGCAUCUGCUAUUUGAUGAGAGUCCCCAGGGCAAGGUGCUUCAGGUGAUCGUGUGGGGCGACUAUGGACGAUUGGACCACAAAUGUUUUAUGGGUGUAGCACAGAUCUUACUGGAAGAUUUGGACCUAUCAAGCACGGUGAUUGGAUGGUACAAACUCUUUCCACCAUCCUCGCUAGUCGAUCCCACACUAGCUCCACUCACGCGACUGGCAUCUCAGACAUCAUUGGACAGCUCAGGACCACCCCCGGGUGUCCGGUCCUAGUGACCGCGAAGACGUCAAGCGUCACAAAUUCCUACAUCGACAAAAUAGAGAAAUAUAGCUAUUGUACCACAGUGGAGCAGAGGGUCGCAACAGGAGAUAAAGACAUUGGUCUACCAAUAAAAAGCCAGAGGAUUAAACAGGGAAUAAGCGUGAUCGAGAGAAGACGCGAAAGAGCUAGCCAAUCAAAGCUUAGUCUGAGUCUGACAAUCAUUUCUCACACCUUUACUUAUCUACUUGAGCCUUUUCUUUGCAAAGCCUUUGUUUACUCCUCCAAGCUGGAGAUUUUCUGUCCACCUUGAUUAUCAAACCUCCUUUUAUGUGGGUGUGUGUGUGAGUGUAAGUUUAUUUUUGUGCACUCGAUCAAAUUCUUUCAGUAGCCAGGAGUGCUAUAAAAAUGUAAGGGAAUUGGUAAGGUUUCAAAAUGACAGUUUCAUGCAGAUGAGCAGCUGACUGCAUGAGACCAUCGGCACUACAGCAUAGUGUAGCUGAGCACGAGGGGCUGCUGUUUGGCAAAAUUUUGUAAACCUUUUAGGUUAAAGGAGCCUGCACACACACACACACACACACACACACACACACACACACACACACACACGCACACACACACAUACACUUUACCUUUGCCUUGUGAGUCAUGAAUGCAAGCACAGGAAAAGCAAAAGUCCUUUAUUAUGGGAGAAACAUAAAGGCUUUUGGUUUAUAUCUGAACAAAAUGAAAAAAUGCCAAAACUAUGAUGUGCUUUGGAUAAUUUAAUUUGAACUGUGGGUUGUCUGCGUUGAGCUCCGAGUUCAGAAUGGUACCGUGUGGUACAAACUCCUGAUGUAUAUUUUUUUCUAUUAUCAGUUUUGGAGCAAUUAAUACUUUUGAGAAAGAAGCCACUAGCAGGUCAAAUUUUUUUCAACAGCCAAUCCCUAACAUCCACUGCAGGUCCUUAUCACCCCACACCACCCCCCGCCCUACACGCAGACACACACACACACACACAUACAUUCCAUUUCCACUGUAAAAGAGAGCAGCAUGAUCUAGGGAUGCCCUAUCCACCUGCCCAGCUGCAUGUUUGUUUGUUUAGGUAGUUGAAUUUUUGUUCUGUUCUUGUCUUUCUCUGUCUCUCUCUCUCUCUUUUUUUUUUUUAAAGAAAAGUCAACACGGGAAAUUAACAGUUCUUUAAAAAAAUAGUUGGAAAUAAAGAUAUGUGUUAGUUCCACAUAAUUUUAGGCCAGCUUGUAUGUUGCAUGUUCUUGUACAGUUUGCUUGUACCGAAUAUGAAUACAAACCAAGAAAAGCCAAGCCAUCGCCCGUCCCAAUAACAGGAGCGGACCAAUGAGGGAGGAUCUACUCCACCCAGGCCACACCUUCCACUCUGGGUCGCAAUGUCCAUAUCAGGAAUUCUCCACAGUACUAUCUCAUUGUUCCUGUUUUUCUUUUAAGGCGAUCACUAAAACAAGUAAGACAGUCAUGUUCUGUAGUACAGAGCAUACCUGAGACCUUGGUGAUGGUGAAGCUGUAACUGUGAUGUCAGUUUUUUUUGGGCUCCAGACCAAUAGAGAAUGUGUGGAAAAACAGCUACAUGUAAAUGAAGUACUUUUAAGACUUUGAGAGAAAUUAUGAAGAUAGAGCUAUAUAUGACUAUAGAAAAAAAAUGUAUCUGCCUGUCUCCAAAACAUACAUGCACACCUUGUACAUAGAAAAUAAGAAUUUAUUAAUAAGAGAAAUGUCAGUGACACGCAAACAUUCCUGUUUUUUGUUUAUUUUGAUUUUUGAGAGAGAAAUGUGCACCCUUUGUUUGAGCUCAAGCUGCUGAGCGGUACUGAGCCUCGGAGGAACAUGGAAAAGGCCUUUCUUAUCCCCCUCAGCCCCCUUCAAGUUGUUCAAGCAAAUGUGUCGAAACAGUUUAACCAUUGCUUUUCCUUUAACAAACUCCUGUUUGUUACUAUUGGUUAGGACUGGACUUCUAAAGCCAAUGAAGAAUCUGAUUUUACAGACCUAUGUUGCAAAUGUUUGUGUUGAAAGUCUUGGCAGUGUGGCCGACUGCCCUUUCCUUUGUCAGUAUUACUGCAUGGAUACUGAUUGUUUACAGCCCAUGGCUCCCCAGACCCAAGCCACAAUGCUAGACGAAAGAUGAAGAAGUAUUCACUGCAACACUUCUUGUUUGUAUAACAGAUGUGGCUCUACUGACAUGUAUGUUUUAUAUUCAAGAGUUAAUUUUUAUUAUUUACAAAUAAAAGACUGUGCGAAAGAAGACACAUUUACUUACUUACUUUCCAAGUAAGAGGCCUUAUUAUUACUGUCCAGGAGCCUUUGUUGUCACCCAUACUUUUUCUAGUGGGGAAAAAAGCAAAAUAAUGUUUGGUGAGUCUUAUAUGGGUAGCUCUGCAUUUUAGCUUUCUCAUGGAUCCACUCAAAGGAGACAAAGAGACAACAAUCAUGUUUUCUAUGUUGUUUUUUUAUUUGAAUGUACAUUUACACAUGUAUGCAAAUGAUUAAAAUGUUACGUAAAAUGGUAGGGGAAAGCAGUAUAUGUUGCACACAAAUAAAUUAGGUUCUGUCAUCAUAUACAGUGCUUUGUGAAAGUAUUCGGCCCUUUGAACUUUUCAACCUUUCGCCACAUUUCAGGCUUCAAGCAUAAAGGUAUAAAAUAUUUUUUUUUGUCAGUAAUCAACAAGUGGGAUACAAUUGUGAAGUGAAAUGAAAUUUAUUGGAUAAUUUAAACUUU
Molecule: messenger RNA, 7333 nt
Organism: Syngnathoides biaculeatus (alligator pipefish)
Lineage: Eukaryota; Metazoa; Chordata; Actinopteri; Syngnathiformes; Syngnathidae
Product: regulating synaptic membrane exocytosis protein 1-like
Exons: 31
Coding region: 291-4619 (1442 amino acids)
Biological process (GO): regulation of synaptic plasticity; intracellular protein transport; positive regulation of synaptic transmission
Cellular component (GO): presynaptic membrane; cytoskeleton of presynaptic active zone
Molecular function (GO): small GTPase binding; transmembrane transporter binding
Source: RefSeq, a predicted model, not a curated record